Heterobilharzia americana is the source of this 1292-nucleotide messenger RNA. The record is from the annotation of a GenBank genome assembly. Lineage: Eukaryota; Metazoa; Platyhelminthes; Trematoda; Strigeidida; Schistosomatidae.
CUCGAUUGGUGACCUUGGGGAGUCCGCCUUUUAAGUGCAGAUAGGUAGCACAUCUUAAAUACAUUGGAGGAGCUGGUAACCGUUACAUGUCGUGUGUGCUUAAUAGAAAAAAGUUACAUUAUUACUUGGAAAAUGUUGAAUCAUUUCAAAAUCCCAAGCUUGAAUUUGAACAGUACUGCACGUCAGCUCAUGUUGCGGCGGACAUUUUGUUUAAUAUCCAGAUGAUAGAUAAUGCAUUAGAAGAUAUGUCAGUUGCUGAUCUUGGAUGUGGUACCGGUAUGUUGUCAAUUGGUGCUAGACUACUUGGAGCUAGCUGUGUGCUGGGAUUUGAAAUCGACAAAGAUGCUGUAAAUGAUUUUCAGUCAAACUUGGAAGCAUACGAAAUGGUGAAUGACAAUAUAAGCAUCGCUUUAUGCGAUGUAACACGCCUUUUCAAGCAAAACAAACGAAAAAUCGUGGACACUGUUAUAUUAAAUCCUCCUUUUGGCACAAACCCAGAAAAUAAUGGCAUUGAUAUGGCAUUUCUUCAGGUUGCAUUGUCCAUCGCGCAUUCGCAUGUAUAUUCACUUCAUAAAACUACCACACGUGAUCAUGUUCUACGUACAAUAAAGAAUACUGGAGCACAAGCUAAAGUACUUGCACAACUACGAUUUGAUUUACCUCGUUCCUAUAAACGUCAUCGUAAAGAUACAAUAGACAUAGCCGUAGAUUUGGUUCAUUCAUGGUUUUAAAUAAAUUAGUGUCAAAACAAUUGUUUUUUUUGUAUUAUAUAACUUUUUAUAUGAUUACUGAAAAGUUGAAUAGAGAAGAAAAAAGAAAAUGUACAAUUUGCUAAAAGUUUAUUCGUUUAUCGCUGGUAUACACAAUUUAGUAUAACAUAAAUUAUACUUUUUUUAUUAUUUGUUAUCGUACCGAUGACCAAGAACACCAACGAUAUCUUGGCAUGUCAUCAGGAAGUCCAUUAUGACGUUUAGGUUCAGAUGAUGGUGGCCUUUUAACUACUUUCUUUUGUAACGCUUCAAAUAAAGCUUGUUUCUUACGUCGUGUAUAUUCUGGUUCACCUGGAUACGAACAUUUUAAUAUAAAUUGUUUUGGUGAACUGUUGUGUGAAACAAAAUCAAUAGGUGGACCGAUAGGUCGUAUUUUUCUUCCAAAUCUACCUGUUUUACGUUGCCAUAAUCCACUACGUUGUUUAAUUCCUCUCCACUUUUUCUCACCAAAAGUACGAUAUCUUCAUUAAAGAAAAAAAACAAGAAUGAUUUAUGUUAAGUGGAAUAGUAGUUAAAUUUGUG